AUGAAUGAUUUCAUUGAACCAGCUCUAAAGAAACGGAAACUAGAAACAAAGCGGAUGAAAUACAAAACAAUGGAUCCAUUAAUAAAACAACAAGUUAUCUCUAAACGCGUAAUGGUUGCAAAAUUAUGGCUCAGGAGAAAAAAACAAAAAAUAUUGGAAAACAGAAAGACAAAAUAUGAAAUGUUAGAUAAAUCAAAGAAAGAAGAACGGCUUACCAAAAAUAAGAAUUAUAGAAAAACAAUGAAUAAAGGACAAAAGCAAAAAGUACUGGAGAACAAAAGGAUAAAAUAUGAAGAAAUGGAUCAAUCAAGGAGAGAAGAACUGCUUACUAUAAAUAUGAAUUAUAGAAAAACAAUGAGCAAAGAACAAAAGCGAAAAACGCUGGAGAAUAAAAGAGCUAAAUAUGAAGGAACGGAUCAAUCAAAGAAAGAGGAACUGCUUACUAAAAAUAUGAAUUAUAAGGAAACAAUGGGAGAAGAACAAAAACAGAAAAUACUGGAGAAUAAAAGAGUAAAUUAUCAAGCAAUGGAUAUAUCAAAGAAAAAGGAGUUGAGUGCUAUGAUUUCAAGCAAAAUCAUGUAA
Molecule: messenger RNA, 582 nt
Organism: Paramuricea clavata
Lineage: Eukaryota; Metazoa; Cnidaria; Anthozoa; Malacalcyonacea; Plexauridae
Source: the annotation of a GenBank genome assembly